Messenger RNA from Danaus plexippus (monarch butterfly), 2090 nucleotides. Its product is annotated as beta-1,3-glucan-binding protein-like. Gene Ontology annotation, biological process: carbohydrate metabolic process. Gene Ontology annotation, molecular function: hydrolase activity, hydrolyzing O-glycosyl compounds; carbohydrate binding. Lineage: Eukaryota; Metazoa; Arthropoda; Insecta; Lepidoptera; Nymphalidae. The transcript has 8 exons. The record is from RefSeq and is a predicted model, not a curated record. Bases 42 to 1478 code for a protein of 478 amino acids.
AUCCGUCAGUCUGCCGCAAACCUCGUCCACAGGCGGACGUCAUGGAGAAAUUAUAUUAUGUUGCUGUUUUAGCUGCGUUCUGCCUCGUCCAGGCUAAGGGAUACAAGGUUCCUGACGCCAAGCUAGAAGCCAUUUAUCCCAAAGGACUGAGAGUAUCAGUACCGGACGAUGGCUUCACCUUGAUGGCGUUCCAUGGUAAUCUAAAUCAGGAGAUGGAAGGUUUGGAAGCUGGCCAGUGGGCUCGUGAUAUCACCAAGCCCAAAAACGGCCAGUGGAUCUUCAGAGACAGAAAUGCACAGUUGAAAAUUGGGGACAAGAUUUACUUUUGGACUUACGUCAUCAAAAAUGGCUUAGGCUACAGACAGGAUAAUGGAGAAUGGACUGUUACUCAUUUCGUAACUGAAGAGGGAGUACCGAUCAACGAAACAUAUCCAGACCCUAUGCCAAUCCCAAUUCCUGACAGCAGCACUUCAUCACCACCACCGAUCGCUUGUGAGGUUUCUCCAACAGUCGUUCAGGGUUAUCGUUCCCUGUGCAAGGGAGUGCUAAUCUUUACUGAAGAUUUCAAAAAACCGAAUAUCAAGAGCCUCACCUCAUGGGAUCCAGAGAUUAUGUUCCCUCAAGAACCGGAUUAUCCCUUCAACGCAUAUAUCACGGAUGUUGUUAGCAUAGACAACGGUGCCUUAAAGAUUAAACCUGAACUGACUGAAUCUCGCUUCCACGAAGGCUACCUCAACGAACAAUGGGACCUAUCCAACAUUUGCACGGGACAAGUAGGAACGAGAGAGUGCAGUCUCGUAGCAAAUGGAGCCCAAAUACUUCCCCCUGUCAUAAGUGGAAAAAUUACAACACGCAACAAAUUCAACUUCAAGUACGGUAGGAUAGAAGUACGCGCAAAAUUACCAGCAGGAAGUUGGCUUUUACCAGAAAUAUUGUUGGAGCCACGUGAUAACGUAUAUGGGAAGCAGCGGUAUGAAUCUGGUAUUAUGAAAAUUGCGUUUGUGAAGGGGAACGCAGCAUUCGCAAAGAAGUUAUACGGAGGUCCAGUUCUAUCAGACACAGAACCUUACAGGACAUUCCUCCUCAAAGAGAAACUUGGUUUCGAUAAUUUCAAUAAAGAUUUCCAUAACUAUACUCUGGUUUGGAAGCCUGAUGGCCUCCAGAUGUAUGUAGAUGGAGAACAGUAUGGUGACGUAACUCCUGGAGAAGGUUUUUACUUCAGUGCCAGAGACCACGCGGUUCCUCACGCAUCGAUGUGGCUUAAGGGAUCAAUCAUGGCACCUCUGGAUCAAUUAUUCUACAUAUCAUUGGGGGUACGCGUUGGUGGUAUCCAUGAUUUCGAUGAUGCGAGAGACAAACCCUGGAUAAACAGACACACUAAGGCUCUCUACAAAUUCUGGGAACACAAAGACUUAUGGUACCCUACGUGGUACUCACCAGAACUGAUUGUAGAAUCAGUUAAAGUUUAUGCUCUUUAAAUAUGUGUAAUACUCAUUUUAUAAAAUAAAUUGACCCAAAUAAUCUAUUCAUGGGCAUUGAUUUUAUAUUUACACUGAUAAUUUAAACUGUACCUAUAAGUAGCUAUUCAUUUACUACAGUCUGAAUUUUAUAGGGAACACAUUUACAGGGCCAAGUAAAAAAAUAUCAAAACUUCACAUAAAUUCGUGUUUAUUGUAUAUAUCGGCGCAAUUGUUAUUAUUUCAAUAACUAAUAAUUGAGGGUAGUUGAAAAUAUUAGGUGUCACCCGCAUAACCACCUGCGGAGCCACCUGUGCAAGUGAAGUCACAACAAUGUUGGUAUAAGUAGAGGCGACAGUAUAGAUUACAGAUAGUCUCGCUAGAGCCGUUUCAGGGAUCGGACCUCUUCGAAGUAAGGGAUUCGUCAAACCGGAUACGAGGUUACAUUCAAGAGUGAGAUCCUGACGACAUUCAAGAAUAAAGGCAUCGGUGACGUCACUUAUGCUGACGUCACUCUUUUUACUAAACAUACUUGGACCCUACUCCGACAUAUACAUAUAUUUUUACAUCUCUAUAAUAAAAUAAGCAAUUAUAAAAAAGGGUUUGUUUACAAAAAUAAAAGAAUUAAGAGUU